This is a messenger RNA of Nymphaea colorata (pocket water lily), 1591 nucleotides long. Its product is annotated as serine carboxypeptidase-like 45. Gene Ontology annotation, biological process: proteolysis. Gene Ontology annotation, molecular function: serine-type carboxypeptidase activity. Gene Ontology annotation, cellular component: vacuole. NCBI's taxonomy places the organism in Eukaryota, Viridiplantae, Streptophyta, Magnoliopsida, Nymphaeales, Nymphaeaceae. The transcript has 9 exons. The record is from RefSeq and is a predicted model, not a curated record. The coding region runs from base 452 to 1495 and encodes 347 amino acids.
UAUCAUUGAUUAUAGUGGAUUGAGUUUGGGUCGUAGUACCCCGUGGUUUUUACCCUCAUUGUUUGAAGGGGUUUUCCACGUAAAAAUCUUCUCGUGCAUUUGUGAUUGCUUGGUCGUUGUUUUGUUGCUUCUAGCAUGAUCGGUUUGGGCUAUACUUCGUUGUUGAAUCUUUUUUAGUAGAUUCGUGUCUAUCCUCAUUUUAUCCCAACAGGUUCUACACCAUGGAGAAGUAUGGUCAUGGUGACUCUUCUGUCGCACCUGAGCUUCGCAGCGGAGGUUUAUUCUUCUGCAAUCUCUGAUAGAGUGACACGACUGCCGGUUCAACCGGCAGUAAAUUUUCAGCAGUUCGCUGGAUAUAUUACAGUGGAUAGGAAGAGCGAAAGAGCUCUGUUUUACUACUUUGUUGAGGCGGAAACUGACCCUUCCUCUAAGCCUCUUGUCAUCUGGUUCAAUGGAGAAGCAAACAUAUUGUACGUGGAGACGCCAGCAGGAGUUGGGUUUUCAUAUUCAAGAAACAUUUUCUGAUUAUCAAGGCAUGAAUGAUGAGAGAACAGCAAGAGACAAUCUAGCAUUUCUGCGACGUUGGUUCGUCAAGUUCCCCGAGUACCAGAACAGCGACCUCUUUAUUACGGGAGAGGGCUAUGCAGGCCACUAUAUUCCUCAGCUAGCUGAGCUCCUGAUUCGAGCGAACAAGCAGCAGAAAGAGUUCAACCUUAAAGGAAUUGCUUUGGGCAAUCCACUUUUGGAGUUCUAUAUUGACUUCAACUCGAAGGCAGAGUUCUUAUGGUCUCAUGGACUGAUAUCUGAUUCUACAUACAGAAUUUUCUCACGGAACUGCACCUAUCCCCGAUACGUAAGCGAGUAUUACAGUGGAAACGUAUCGUCCAUCUGUGUCCUAGUUAUGAGCACCGUGGUGAGCGAGAUGAGCAAAUUCGUGGACGGGUAUGAUGUCACUCUAGACGUCUGCAUCUCAUCUCAAAAGAUGCAAUCUCUAGUUCUGAGUCCCAUGCAAAUGACAGGGAAGAUAGACGUGUGUGUUGAAGAUGAAACCGUUAACUAUUUCAACAGGAAGGAUGUUCAGAGGGCUCUACACGCUCGACUAGUGGGAGUCUCCAAGUGGCAAGUAUGCAGCAGCAUCCUGGACUACAACAUGCUUGAUCUGGCGAUCCCCACUAUCUCUCUUCUUGGUUCCAUUGUGAAGUCUGGCAUCCUAGUCCUGGUUUAUUGUGGAGACCAGGAUUCAGUGAUUCCUCUGACAGGAAGCCGAACUCAGAUUCAUGGAUUAGCUGCUCGUUUAGGACUCAAUACAACUGUUCCUUACAGUGUCUGCUUUGCAGGGAAACAGGUUGGUGGGUGGACGCAGGUCUAUGGGGAUAUCUUAUCGUUUGCGACCAUCAGAGGAGCUUCUCAUCUAGCUCCUUUCUCACAGCCACAGAGGGCCCUUGUGCUUUUCAAGGCGUUCCUGCAAGGAAGACCACUCCCUGAAAAUUUCUGAAGUCAAUGUGCAGAGUGAAACGCUUUCAUUCUGAUCAACUGAUCAGUCUUUGAGCGAUUUGUGUGUGUGUGUGUGCCUCUGUGUGUGUGAGUGGGG